Molecule: messenger RNA, 3096 nt
Organism: Yamadazyma jaroonii
Lineage: Eukaryota; Fungi; Ascomycota; Pichiomycetes; Serinales; Debaryomycetaceae
Source: the annotation of a GenBank genome assembly
AUGAGUCGUGCUGAAGUUGACCUUCAAAUAAGUGUCAAGAAAGCUUGUAGUACUGAAGAGGUACCACCUAAAAGAAAACACGUUAGAGCAUGUAUUGUGUAUACUUGGGACCAUAAGAAUUCCCGAGCCUUCUGGAAUGCCGUUAAGAUCCAACCACUCCAAAGUGAUCAAAUUCAAUUAUUCAAGUCUUUAGUUAUGAUCCAUAAAGUUUUACAAGAAGGUCAUCCUAAUACUUUGAAAGAUGGUUAUCGUAAUAGAGAUUUCAUUGCUUCAUUAGCAUCAGUUUUUCCUAGUCAUGGUAAUGCCUAUGGGAGAUUAAUCAAUCAGUAUGAUAAAUUCAUCUUGAGAAAGUUAGACUUCCAUAGAAAUAAUCCAAGUUUUAAUGGUAUGUUUGAAUAUGAAGAAUACAUUUCCUUGAGAGCAGUCAAUGAUCCAAACGAAGGGUAUGAUGCUAUUCUUCAAUUGAUGGAUUUACAAGAUUCAAUUGAAGAAUUACAAAAACUUGUAUUUUCAACCAUCAAUCAAACUCCUAAUAAUUUAUGUAAGGUUUCAGCUUUGAUACCAUUGGUUUCUGAAGCUUAUGGUAUUUACAAAUUCUGUACUUCAAUGUUAAGAGCCAUGUAUCAACAAUUGGGUGAUGAUGAUGCUUUGCAAGCAUUAUUUGAUAGAUUUGAUUCUCAACAUUUUGUUUUAAGAGACUUUUUCGUUGAUUGUAAUUCCAUUAAAUUUUUAACAACUUUGGUGACAAUCCCAAGAUUACCAAGUUCGCCUCCAAGUUUGAAAGUUGAUGCUAAUGGAGAUGUUUCUAGACCUAUCACUCAAGAAUCAACUCCUCAAAUUUCAUCUCAACCAACAGGUGUCGAAUCAAUUCCUCCUCCAGAACCUACUGAACUGAUGAUGUUACAACAAACAGGAAUGUUUGAUCAACAACAAUUAGAACAACAAAGAUAUCAACAACAAUUGGAAGCUGAACGUCAACAACAAUUACAAGCUCAAAUGUACCAGCAACAAGCUUUUGAACAACAGCAAAGAGAUCAACAGCAAAGAUUCUUACAAGAACAACAAGCCAUCCAAGCCCAACAAACUCAACAACAAUCAAGAGUUUCUGAAUUGGAGAAUGACUUAUUGAUGUUUAAAAAUCAAUAUGAUAAUGAUCAACAAUUGUUACAACAAUAUGAUGCUAGAGUUAAAAGCUUAGAGACUGAAUUGAAUCAAUUAAAUGACAAUGCCACUCAACAAGUAGCUUCUAAAGAUGAACAAUUAAGAGUUUGUGAAGAACAAAUCAACAAUUGGUCAAAGAAAUAUGAAUCUUUAGCCAAACUCUAUUCCAAAUUACGUCAAGAACAUCUUGAUCUUUUAGCAAGAUUCAAGAAAAUUCAACAAAAGAUUAGUUCAGCUCAAGAAUCAAUCCAAAAGAGGGAGAAGUUCGAAAAAGAAUUGAAAUCUAAGAACAUUGAAUUGGCCGAUUUAAUCAGAGAAAGAGAUAGAGCCAGAUUAGAUUUGGAUAGAUUGAGAGGUACUAAAGAUCAAGAAAUCGAAAAGUUGAAAGCUGAAGUUAGAGAAUUAACUGCUCAAUCUAAUGAAUCAGGUAAAUUACAAUCAAUGAAUUUAUCAUCAAUUAUGGCCACUCAUCAAAAAGAGAUGGAUGAUUUGAAAGCUCAAUUAGCUGAAAGAGGUCCUGGAAAUCUUCAAGAGUUAUUGAAAGAAAAAGAGAUUGAUUUAGAAAUUGCUCAAGAAUCUUUAGAUAGUGCUUUACAAGAACUUGCUAUCUCUAAGAAUGAUCAAGAAGAUAUUGUUAAUGCUGAAAUCGAUCAAAUUCUUUUGAAGAACGUCGAAAAAUUCAGAUCUUUAGUUGACUUGAUUUUAAACAAUAACAUCAAAAGAAUCCAAUCCACCAAACAUGAAUUGGUUUCUCCAAUCCAAGCAGGUAAUUUAAAUGCUUCACCUGAAUAUUUAUUAUCCAUCAUUGAACAAAGUUCGGAUUUAUCUUCAGAUUUUGCUAGUGUUUUCAACGGUUUCAUUGUUGAUGGCAAAAGUAGUUACGAAGAUGAUUCUUCUUAUUCUGCUAUUAUUUUGACUAGUUCUGAUUUAACCACUUCUAUCAAUGAUCUUAUGCUUAAUGCUAAAGGUCUUUUAAGAGCCAUUCCUCAAGAUGCUGAACAACAAGUUCUUGACUUCGUAUCUGAUAUUUUAGAUGACACCGAAAGUUACUAUACUGACAUUCUUUCUUCAAAUUUGGAUAAACUCAAAGAUGAAGAUGACAAGAUUGAUAAAGUCAUUGAUUGUAAUCUUCAAUUACAACAUACUUUCCAACAAUUCAUUACGUUUGUUGAAACUUUGACAUCUAAUAAAUCCAUUAAUUGGUCACUGAAAAACUUGGAUAAAUUAGUUGAUGAUGAAAUGAAACAAACUGCUGAAGCUGUUCAAUCUGCUUCUAGAUUCCUUGAAGGAUUAUUAGCGGAUGCCAACAUUAAAGGUGGUGAUAUUGAAGUUCAUGAAGCUAUUUUACAAGCAGCCAAAGCUGUUAUUGAAGCAGUUUCUACAUUGAUUAAAGCAUCAACUGAAUCGCAAAGAGAAAUUGUUAGUAAAUCUAGAGGUAACCAAACUCGUACUGAUUUCUACAAGAAGAACAAUAGAUGGACUGAAGGGUUAAUUAGUGCAUCCAAAGCUGUGGCUGGAGCCACUAAUAUUUUAAUUCAAACUGCUGAUGGUGUUCUCCGUGAUACCAACUCCCAUGAACAAUUGAUUGUAGCUUCUAACGAGGUAGCUGCUUCAACAGCUCAAUUAGUGGCAGCAUCCAGAGUCAAAGUUAAUUUCGUCAGUAAAACUCAAGAUAACUUAGAAACUGCUUCAACUAUUGUUUCAUCUGCUUGUAAAGCUUUGGUAUCUAAAGUACAAAAAUUAAUGGACAAGAGUGAUUAUUAUAAUAAUGACGUGGAUUUGAGUAAGUUGACUCCUUAUGAAGGAAAGACUGUCGAAAUGGAACAACAAGUUGAAAUCUUGAAAUUGGAGAAUAUGUUAAGUGCUGCUAGAAAGAGAUUAGGAGAAAUUCGUAAACAUGGUUAUAGAGACGAUGUCAGUGACGAUGAGAAGUAA